Messenger RNA from Batrachochytrium dendrobatidis JAM81, 1031 nucleotides. RefSeq lists its product as uncharacterized. Bases 6 to 1031 code for a protein of 341 amino acids. NCBI's taxonomy places the organism in Eukaryota, Fungi, Chytridiomycota, Chytridiomycetes, Rhizophydiales. Gene Ontology annotation, biological process: maintenance of rDNA; regulation of exit from mitosis. The transcript has 5 exons. The record is from RefSeq and is a predicted model, not a curated record.
CUUGAAUGGCAAACACACCACUCAGACGACGGCGAAUUCGACAAGAGCCAUUCAUGACUCGUUUAGUCACCUUCCCAUUGGAUUGGUUGAUGUUGAUGGGAGAGUGGUGGGCAAACAUUGAUCAAGAACAGCUUUUUGCCAACUCCAGUUUUCUUAUUGCUCUACUGUUAAAUGUACUCUAUCUACUAGUCAAGAUGUAUCGAGAUGGUGUUUUGGACGAUGCAGAGGAAUUGCGAGCACUGUCCAAAUCGUCAUAUCUCGAGCUGUCGCUUGACUCAAACUCGUUUGCAUUGUUCAUGCAAUGGCUGGGUUUAAAAAUAUCAAGUCAUAUGCUGUUUACUGUAAUCGAGUUUGUAUUGAUACUGGUGUGUGUACUCAAUACCAUCCAUGUAUUCACUCGAACAAAAUCAUUUAUUCUUUUCAAGCAGCCUACAAAGCCUCGCUAUCCCAGUGACAAUCAAUGGAUGAUCCGUAGUAGAAAUGCACAGAUUCGUCAAGUAGAUGUUGCGCAGCCUGUAACCACAGACAAUCAAUCAUCUCAUACCCAAUGGACCAAUUUAUUCAGUAGUAAGAAACCACAAUCAAAAAGUGGGCUAAACUCCACGACUCAACACAGACAAGAUGACUCUUUGGAUGCCAGUGAUUUACUGUCGAAAAAGUCGCAGCCAUAUAAAGAGGAUCGAUGGGUGAUUCAAGUUUGGAACCCAUCUGAAGGUUCCUUGAAUUUAUUUUGCUGGUUUUCACCACCACAGAUUGCUGUCAUGUACGGCGCGAAUGUUUCCAACUGGUACUACUACAUUCCUGUUGCGUGCCUGACUGCAUUGAUUAUGUAUUUUCUGGUGUCACUAUUUAAUGAUAGGCUACAAGAUCAGCAGAUUCUUUCUGGCCAGUUACUGCAUGAAUUCACAGAGUCGUUUGUGUAUCAGCAAUACCCACUCAAAUCAGACUCUAAUACUGCAAUGAAGAAUGAUUCAGAUGAUUCCAAAAGUGAUGCCUUGUUUGAUAGCAACGGUACUGAACUGCAUUAUUGA